Oncorhynchus kisutch (coho salmon) is the source of this 3362-nucleotide messenger RNA. It is a transcript of the gene arf1, whose product is annotated as ADP-ribosylation factor 1. The transcript has 5 exons. The record is from RefSeq and is a predicted model, not a curated record. Gene Ontology annotation, molecular function: GTP binding; GTPase activity. NCBI's taxonomy places the organism in Eukaryota, Metazoa, Chordata, Actinopteri, Salmoniformes, Salmonidae. Bases 449 to 991 code for a protein of 180 amino acids.
AAAGAGGAAAGAAUUGAAAACAACUGUAAGCAGAAAACUGUCAUUUUUACGCUUGAUGUUGUUUGAAUAUGAUAAUCGUCACAUACAUAGUAUUUAGCUGCUUAGCUAUAUAACGUAAAGGGGUCUCAUUUCCUGGGGACUAGCUAGUUAAAAAGGUCUCUAAAAAACUUGCCAGAUGGCUGGUUAGGCUAGCUUGGCGCCGCUUGCUAAAGCUAGCAAAACAGUCAGUUAUCUAUUAAAGAGCUAACUUAUAGUUGUCUUUCGAUAUAGCUAACGUAAUAGCCAUUUGUCUUUCACUGCAAGACAGUUUUCAACGCGAUGGUUGUUAUCUUCAUUUAUUCAACUGAUUAGUUUAUGAAAUGAUUUGUCUAACGUUAGCUAGCAGCUAUCUAAGCAUUGACGCGCACUAUAUGUAUUCCUACUGCCAAAGUUGAAUCCGUCUUUCACUAUGGGGAAUUUAUUUGCAAGCCUCUUUAAAGCAUUUGGCAAGAAAGAGAUGAGGAUCCUCAUGGUGGGUCUCGAUGCUGCUGGUAAAACAACAAUCCUGUACAAACUCAAACUUGGAGAAAUUGUAACUACCAUUCCAACUAUAGGUUUUAAUGUUGAGACAGUCGAGUACAAGAACAUAAGUUUUACAGUGUGGGAUGUCGGUGGUCAAGACAAAAUUAGACCGUUGUGGCGUCACUAUUUCCAGAACACACAGGGUCUCAUCUUCGUUGUGGACAGCAAUGACAGAGAGCGAGUGAACGAAGCCCGCGAAGAACUGAUGAGAAUGUUGGCAGAGGAUGAACUACGAGAGGCAGUCUUAUUAGUAUUCGCUAACAAACAGGACCUCCCAAAUGCUAUGAAUGCGGCCGAACUCACAGACAAGUUGGGACUGCACUCCCUCCGCCAUAGAAACUGGUACAUCCAGGCCACCUGUGCCACCAGCGGAGACGGUCUCUAUGAAGGACUGGAUUGGUUGUCUAAUCAGUUAAAAAACCAGAAAUAGGCCUAAUCAUCAUAAUCCACUGUCCUCCUCAACUCACAUAUACCCUUUUCACUCUAUCGUGCUGACUCAAACCGUACGGUGGCUCAGAUGAUUUUCUUUCACGUUGUCCUUUCCUACAUGGUUCUAGCAACUGUGUGGUAGACGAGUUACCAGGCUGGCGCAGUACAGCUCAGCUCAGUUUGGCUCGGCUCAGUAGUGUGAAAAGUGUAACACUGUAUCUUCUCUAUCUUUGCUUUGUACUCUUCUGAUGUUGAAAAUUAAGUUACUUUUGUCAAAAGUACCUACUGGAAAGCUGCCCUCAUUUCUCAUCUCUCGUUACAACAAUUUUCCAUAUGGGCCAGGGAGGAUAAUAACCCAAUCAUGGAAAGCUGUCUGGGUUUCUUAUUUAAUGUAAAUAGUCUUGUUUUGGAUGGUGAGGGGUUUAAGAGGCAGCUUAUUGCAGACUUUUAAAAAUCUACCUUGGUUAUUUCCUCCUCUUGACCCUUGGGCAGACAUGCAUGUCUAGUAAAUAGAAAAGGGAGGCAAAAAAUAAUUGAUGGGACCCAAUGUUUAUUGACUUUUUACAUAAGUCUGCUGGUAAUUUUUACUGAAAGGAGUGUUUCUCCUGAAUUAAGCAUACAUACAGAUGUACUACUUGCAACAAUUAUGGUUUAACACCUCUGACGGCUACAAUAUCCUGCUCCCCCAAAAUACCAUUUAGCAAAACACUGAAGAGCGUAUUAUUGAGAUGAAACCUAAAACAGAGGUUAGUGGGCUUCAAAGUCAAACUCUUGUCGACACUUACCAGCUUUUGUUGUGUGUCAGAUCAUGUUGGCUUUCAUUGGGAAGUGGCUGCCAUGCAGAGUAACUAUGUUCCUCCAUGAAUCUCAUCAUUCACCUGCUUUGUGAUGGACAGAUGUACUGUCUGGUCAGCAUUAUGAUGUAUGAAAGUGGCUCAGGUUAAUAAUCAUGUGUACUGCCUUUGUCACAGUGAGCCUGAAUUUAAUAGCAAAAAAAGUGCAUGAUGUGGUCUGUAUGUUGGACAAAUGCAUGUUUAAGAUGCACAGAUUCUGUGCAAAUCAACAGAUUUUCAUCCUGUGCAGAAUCUAAUAUCUCGAACACAUUGAUUGUCAGCGGGACUAGCUAAUUGAUUGUUAAACAUUUUUGUCUACAUAAGCAUUGUCAUUACUCUUGUCAGCUGCAGGUGCUCAAGGGUUGGGUUACCUUGAUGUCCUCAACAUCACCAUCACAAUGACUUAGCGCCACAACAACCUUGUAACUCAGGGGUCUUCAACCUUAUCUUUCCCAGGGACCCCCUCCCAGGCAAACCACUGAACCAGGGACUCCCAUUAUGUUAGCCAAAACAUUUUUUUCCCUCAUGUCUUAUCAGGUGAAUGUCAAGGCGAAGUAAUCAAAACAUUUUGAGAUGAAUAGAUUUGGUAAAUGUUUUUUCAUUAGUUUGACCUCCCCACAUUUAUAAUUGGAAGAGGAAGUGUAAACUCUAACAUAGCCUAUUAGCUAGAAAGGUAACUGCAAACACUUUCGCUAAGCGCAACUGUUUAGCUUGCUAUCCAUGUGUUGGCAAAAAUGUAUGUCCAAGUCAAGAACACUUACCAGCAGCCAGUAGCACUUACCACACUGGUAGCCUAUUUUUCAAAGCCAAUGUCAGAUACUCCAGUGAGUGUAAUUUGUUCAAUAUUAGGAGUGGAGAAAUAAAGUUGACAUGAGAAAUAAGAUAUUUUCCUCUUUUCUACUGUAGGUAUGUCAUUCAAAAUGUGUUUAGUCUGUUGCUAGCGAUAUUCAUAACAUUGAACCCCCAUCGCAGACACCCGGUUGUUUACCCCUGCACUCAAGGUAUAUGCUGUAUGAUGCUCUGAUAUGACAAAAGCAGUUGUAUUCUAAAUUCGGAUGUCCUCCAUCAUGACCUGAAGACCUUGUUUUCAUCCCUUUUUAUUGGGAAUGAUUAAAGUGUAUUAAUAGUUAUGGAACAAGGCAUGCAUCAAUGUCAGUGGCAAUAUGAAAUGUAUGAACUCCAUAUUUUUUACUUAGUGGGCACUAGUAUUUUUUUUGUCCUUUGUAGCUCAUGUUGUCCUUGGCUAAGUUCUGGGGGGAUACUUUUGUCCUCAUGUCAAAGAAACAUGCUGUUCCAUUACAAACCUUUUGUGCUUCUUAUCAAAAGGUUCUGGGUGUUAUUCCACCAGUGCUAUGGACAUUUCUUAGUCUUUCUUUUAAAGCAAGGCAUUGGAUUAAAACUGAUUGCCUGAACCUUUUGUUGAAACGUUAAUCUCUUUAGCAGAACUUUUGUCUAAACUUUUUUUUAUUUUUAUGUAAAGUUAUUUCAGCUUAAAUUUUUUGGAGAAAAGCACUGUAAUUAAAGUGAUUAGAGACUGUU